Molecule: messenger RNA, 2208 nt
Organism: Pteronotus mesoamericanus
Lineage: Eukaryota; Metazoa; Chordata; Mammalia; Chiroptera; Mormoopidae
Gene: TAGAP
Product: T cell activation RhoGTPase activating protein
Exons: 9
Coding region: 61-2208 (715 amino acids)
Biological process (GO): signal transduction; regulation of Rho protein signal transduction
Molecular function (GO): GTPase activator activity
Source: RefSeq, a predicted model, not a curated record
AGGCAGAGCCGAGGCCACGCGGGAGUGACGUUCGUCCCUGGACCAUCAGCUGAGACGCUCAUGAAGUUGACAAGCCCCUGCAAUGCUCCAAAAACACUAAAUGGCAGUAAUAUGGACACAUUAAUUGAAUGUCAAUCAGAGGGUGAUAUCAAGGAACAUCUUCUGUUGGCAUCCUCCGAGAGUGAAGACAGUAUCUGCCAGCUAACUGAAGUUAAGAAGAGGAAGAAGGUGCUGUCCUGGCCCUUUCUCAUGAGACGGAUUUCUCCUUCAUCAGAUUUUUCUGGGGCUUCAGAGCCAGAAUUGAAAACGCCCCUAUUUGAUCAGCCCUUGUCCGUCAUCUGUGGUGACGAUGACGCCCUGCCCAGACCCAUUCAGGACAUUCUCGCUAUCCUGUGCCUCAAAGGCCCUUCCACUGAAGGGAUAUUCAGGAAAGCAGCCAAUGAGAAAGCCCGCAAAGAGCUCAAGGAGGGGCUCAGCGCGGGCAGCGCGGUGGAGCUGCAGGGCCUCCCGGUGCACCUGCUGGCAGCUGUCUUCAAGGACUUCCUCAGGGGCAUCCCGCGGAAGCUGCUGUCCUGGGACCUGUUCGAGGAGUGGAUGGAGGCCGUGGAGACGCCGGACGAGGAGCAGCGGAUCGAGGCCCUGAAACGGGUGGCCGAUAAGCUGCCCCGGCCCAACCUCCUGCUGCUCCGGCACCUGGUCUCGGUGCUGCACCUCAUCAGCAAGAACUCCGAGGUCAGCAAGAUGGACGCCAGCAACCUGGCCAUCUGCGUCGGACCCAACAUGCUGACCCGGGAGAACGACCAAAACCUGUCCUUCGAAGCCCAGAGAGACUUGAACAAUAAGGUUAAGACAUUGGUGGAAUUCCUCAUCGAUAACUGCUUUGAAAUAUUUGGGGAGGUCGUUCCGGCGCAUUCCAGUGUCGCCUCCGAGGAGUCCCUGGAACCCACGGACAGCAGUUCAGACACGUCGACCCUACAGAAUGACUCAGCCUACGACAGCAAUGACCCUGACGUGGACCCCAGCAGUGCCGUCAGCUCUCCGGGCAGGCUGCCCCCGGUGCCCUCGGAGCCCAGAGGCCCGCAGCGUCCUUGGCACCUAAGCCGGGAGCCCGUGGUUAGCACCGUGGCCAGACUGAAGAGCUGCCUCAGUGAGCCGGACAGGAGGUACUCAGAGCCCAGCAUGGCGUCCUUGCAAGAGCACCUCCAGAGCCCAAAAACUAACCCGAAACUCACACGGAGCGAGGAUGACUUCAGCAGGGCCCGGCCAGCCUCUUGUUCAGAGAGCGAGGACGCCGAGGACCCAUUUCCAGAGGAGGUGUUUCCCGCAGUUGAAGGCAAAAACCAGAGGCCACAGGAGCUGACCGUGAAGACCCCAACUGGGUUGCCGGGGGGACUGGCACCCAAAGCCUCCUCCAGUGGCUCUCUGGACGCAUCCCUGGACAGCUCACCUGUGGCUUCCCCUUCCAGUCUCAAAAGAAAUUUCUUCACCCGACAUCAGUCUUUUACAAAGACUGAUAAAAGUAAACCCAACAGAGAAAUAAAGAAGCACUCCAUGUCAUUCUCCUUUGCCUCUCACAAGAAAGGGCUGAGCCGGACCCGCAGCUCCGUGUCCAUCAAGUCCAGAGGCUGCGCCAGGGACCCAGCAGGGAAAGACUUCAAAAAAGACAGCGAGCUUGCUGGACGAAUCAUCCAGGAGGGCUUGUCCGAGGCCCACGGCCAGACAGCUCUAGACUUUAGCUCCAGAACCUUCGCCCUGUCUGUGGAGGACGUGUUUCACCUGGUGGACAGGAGGAAGCCAGGCAGCCCGCCGUCCUACGAGGAGGCCGUGCGGGGCCAGGCCCUGGGCCUCGCUGUCUGCGGAAGCCAGACAGUUAGCAGCAUGAGGGCCAGGCUGCUCAGCCUGGACACUGGGCUGCCACCUCAUCUACUUUUUCCCUAUGGAGGGGACUCGGGAAAUCCGUGUGGUCAAGGGCCGCUGGACGGGCAAAGACUCCCCUCCAGGACUGAGAGUUGGAAACAGAGCAGAGCCGUCCAUGCUUCUGUGGAAACGGUAGGGCAAGUGGUCGGCAUUGGGAGAUCCGAGUUGCACCGUCUCAGAACUGCGUCCGAGUCCAGGCAGCAGGGUAAGCGCGAGUGCCUGGCGCAGCGAUGCAGUCAGCCGGCCUUCGAGGCGGACCAGCUGCGAUAUGCCAGGGAAUCCUACAUCUAG